Molecule: messenger RNA, 360 nt
Organism: Candidula unifasciata
Lineage: Eukaryota; Metazoa; Mollusca; Gastropoda; Stylommatophora; Geomitridae
Source: the annotation of a GenBank genome assembly
GUUCUUAUCGAGCCGGUCACCGGCAGAGUCUGGGUGCGGAGUGUCAAGCUCCAGUGGAAUGUUGGCAUCAGCAACGAGACUGGUAGUAUACUAGGGUGGAACGUCACCGCCUUAGAGGUCCCGCUGCAACUUUUUUGGACUGAGAGAGUGGCAACAAUCACCGACGAGGAGAUCCAUGCAUACAAACAUUUGAUAACAAGACUAAUGGCAGUAUCUUGUGGCGGAAUCAUUGGCUUCGGCGUGAUUGCUCUGGUCAUCAUCAUUGUCGGACUGGUCGUCUGCGUGUAUCCUUUCAAACCAAACCGGAUAUUGCCCAUGAUAGAAGAUCUCAACAGUGUACCUAAUGGCCGCCAUCUGUGA